Messenger RNA from Symbiodinium pilosum, 1371 nucleotides. Lineage: Eukaryota; Dinophyceae; Suessiales; Symbiodiniaceae. The record is from the annotation of a GenBank genome assembly.
GAGAUGGAUGCCUACGCCUCGGGGCAGUGGCGGCGCUUCCGCGCGUUCUGCGUCCUAAACUUCGAUGAUCCCUCAGACAUGGUGCGCCGUCUGGGCAAGAAGGUGGAGAUCGAGCAGAGGCGAAGUGGUCCUCAGGUCCUCCAGGGCGGUCCAGACGUGUGGGCUGUAACGCUGGAGCAGUUCACUGAAAGUGUCCGUGCGCUGGGCUGGAGCAGCGGCUACGAGGAUAUCAUCUUUCCUGCCAUGAACGUUCAUGACAAGGAGGCCAUCUCCGUGGAAGAUCUGAAAUGGCUUGAAAUGGAGCAGCGGCGGCAGAAGCGCAAAGAGCUUGCGAAGAAGAAAGCUUUGCAGGAGAACCACAAGAGGAACAAAGACGUGCACAUCAAGGGCCGGGAGGCUUGCCUAGCCGACUUCAAGAACUACCUUCGUCGGAAGUAUGGCAGCUUCCUGCGCGCGUGGUUCAAGGCGCUGAGCCCAGACGGGGCCAUGAUCUUGCACCGCAGCGAGAUUUUCAAGGCCUGUGCUCAUCUGGGCUGGCCGGGAGAUGUUCGGCUUCUCUUCUCUGCGUUCGACAAGGACAACAGCGGCUACGUGUCCAUCGAGGAGCUCGAUGCUCGGGCGGCUGAACUGCUUGCACACUUCCAUGACUUUAUCAUGAGUAAAUUUGGGAAUGCCUCUGCCGCCUUCAAGGCUUUCGACAGAUACAAUCAGAAGAAGCUGAAGCAGCAUGAGUUCAUCAGCCAGGUGAAGAGCCAUGGCUUCGAGCAUCCUGCCAAGCUCCUCUUCCAUGGCCUGGAUCGCAAAGAGAUGAAGGCAGUGAUGAUGGAUGACCUUCUUUUCCUUGACCGCUGGAAGCCGCCAGCAUUUCUCACUCGCACUGCCAAUCCGCAGGCCAUGGAGGAGUUCAAAGCGCUGCUAGUGCGCAACUACAAGAACUUCCUCAAGGCAUGGCGUCACUGCCUGGACCAGGACUCCAGCAACCGUUGCAACUUUGACGAGUUUGAUGCAGCUUGCCAGAAGCUGAAAUUCAAAGGCGAUAUUGCUGGAGCCUGGAGGGCACUGGAUGAGGAUCUCUCCGGCUACAUCACUCUGCAGGAGAUCGAUCCAGCAUCCUCCAGCGCCCUCGCCAACUUCCGGAGGUGGUGCGAUGAGGAGUUUGGUAGUGUACGCUCUGCAUUCAGCGUUUUCGACAACAGCGGCGACAACGAGGUGAACUACCGCGAGUGGCGGCGGUCCUUGCGGUUCUACGGCUUUGAGGGCGACGCCAGCACUUUGUUCUAUGCUCUGGAUGUCGAGCGAAGCGGCACGCUGACUCUGCAAGAGGUAGAAUUCUUGGACGAAUGGAUCUUCCCUGGCGCGAACACCACGCAG